CUUUAUUCAUUCACUUAUUCGCUCUCAUCUCUCCCAAAGAUGAUCUAUUGCCUCAGCAAACUGACUCUGCUCCGUUGGGCCAGCCCCAUAGAAAUAGAAUGAAUAGAAAGGGCAUCUCCAUUCAAGUCAAUGAUGGCAUAAUGGGUGGACUGGGAACCAUUUUGAGUGUACCCAUAGCUAGGUUUAAAAUAUACAGGUUAAGACAAGAGGAUUCUAAUAUCCCAUAACUCUUUGCGACACUAUUAAACAAGGGACCAGCUUCUGCAUUCGGAAUGACUAGAGUGAAAGGUAGCAGCACAGAAAGUGAAAAAUGAACACAAUUGAGUGAAUUUCAGCCAACUACUCAGCGAACACAUAGCAUAACUGCUUAACUGCCAUUAUAUUCAUUCAGACGUUUUUAAAAAUAUAUAUACUGUAAACCCGAAUGUUCAAAAUAAUUAAUUGUAAUAAGUAGUGUAAACUUAAAAUGUUCUUAAAAGUUGUACUUACUUAAAAAAUGUUGAGUGCCAGUAGCAAUUUUCUUCUUUUUGAGUUUAUUGAACUUGUAAUUUUUGAAUAAUAUGAACAUUUUUCAUUUUUAUGUAACUGCUACUUAAAAUUAUUAUUUUUUAAACUUAAAUCUAUAUGGAUUAAACAUGAAUUUAUGUCUUAUUUUGAAAGAACAAAUAAAUCAAAUCAAGAACGAAUUGAGAAUAAAUCAAUUGAAUCAGAUAGAUUUGUAUAUAUAAAAUAUCAAACGCACACACACAUGUAUAUACGUUUAUAAAGAAUUAAUUGUUAAUAGUUUGCUUGUUACAAGGUUGGCUAGUUAAUAAAUUACAUAUAUGCGCUCACAUAUUUUAUUUUGUAGUAUUUGCAUGCACUUCCUCUUCAGGCAGCAGACCGGAGCCGAGGAGAAGAGCGGGAGACCGGAGGGUAACACUCAGCUCUGCACAAAUGAGUUGUGAAUGUUGCUGCAACAAAUAUGACUUGGCACUGUAAGUUGUGUUCAGCUUCUUUUACCACUAGAAAAUAUUUAUUUAAACACUGAAGACUGCAGCACAGCCACUUUUCAAAAAUUAGCACACUCCCAUGCCUCCAUGAUGAUUGCAUGUGCACAUUUCAGACACUUAGUGCACUGAGUACUCAUCUGUCAAGAUAUCAUACUAAAGAACAUAACAGCAAUGCAAAGAGAUUCAGGAACUUGUGACUUUCAAGUGUCCUUUAUGCACAUUUCAGCAACCUUUUUCUGAGUCUGUACUCCUCAGUCACAUAAGAACACACUUAAAAAAGCAUGAGACAGUGGUAUGCCCAUACAAAGGUUGUAACUAUAGCACAAAUGUAUACGGUUCUUUAAAUUCCCAUAAAAGUAGAGUGCAUCAAGCGAGUCUUGCGUCAGACUUUGGUAGUGACAUUGUCUAUGAACAUACUUAGAAUCUCCAAGCCACCAACUCUAACGUCACUAUUGAUGUGGAUGAAGAGUGUCCAGUUCAGAGCACAGAAAUGCAGGAUGAUGAGCAGUGUGAUACUUCAAAACUAAAAAAUCAGCUCAAACUUAAUGCAGCAUCUUUAUUUCUAAAGAUACAGGCUAUCCUUCAUGUGUCAAACACAGCUUCACAAUAAAUAGUUGAUCACUUGAAUCAGAUUUUCUCUUUAUCUCAGCCAUUGAUCAAGGAUGCAAUUAAUGAUAUAUUGCAGAGACAUGGUCACAAUAUCACAGAUUCCACACUCAAUGAAGUUGUCAGUGCUGUCAUGGACUCUAAUGUUGUAUUUAGUGCAACCUCCAAAGGUGCAGAGUUGUCCUCUUAUAAGCGAAGGAAGACAUUUAUAGAGCACAACUAUCCAUUGGUAAUGCCAGUAGAGUACCAUUUAGAAGCACCUGGUCAUACCAUCAUGUAUGUUCCAAUCCUUCAAAUGAUUAAGGAGCUGUUUAAAAACACAGAUAUCCUGAGCAAGAUCAGAGAACCAAACACUGAGCCUGGUUAUUAUGUGUCAUAUUGUGAUGGCUCUCAUUUCCAGGAAAAUGAGUUACUCUCAACAGAAGAUCUACACCUAGCAAUACAGCUAUAUAUUGACGAUCUUGAAAUCGCUAACCCUCUCGGCACAUCACGUAAAGUUCACAAACUUUGUGCUGUGUACUGGGUCCUAGCAAAUGUGCCGCCCAAGUAUAGAUCAGCAAUGCACACUAUACAAUUGGCCAUGCUAGCUAAAGUGACAGACCUCCAGAAAUAUGGAUAUGCAGCUGUACUUGCUCCACUGGUUCGUGAUGUUCACACACUUGAACAGGAUGGUGUUUUCAUUGAAUCUGUUGGUCAGAAUGUGAAAGGCACCAUCUUCUGUGUUUCUGCUGACAAUCUGGCUGCACAUGGGUUAGGUGGCUUUUUGGAGUCAUUCAGAGCAGAUUAUGUUUGCAGAUUCUGUAUGGCCACAAGUGAACAGUUUCAAACAACUGAGGUAAAAAAGGAGGAAUUUGUCCAGAGAACCAAAGCGAGUCAUGACAUUCAUGUACAAAAUGUCCUCCAAGAUGAGAGUUCAAGCAGCCAAUUUGAGGUUAAAGGUGAUUGUGUCUUCCGUGAGUCACUUGAGCACUUCCACCCUAUCACAGGUUUUCCUCCAGAUCUACUACACAAUCUUUUGGAAGGAAUCGUUCCAGUUGAACUUGCACUUUGCAUUAGAGAAAUGAUUCGGCUUAAGCACUUCACUUUAGAGUAUUUGAACCAAAGGAUCACAUCAUUCCCAUAUCAGCACACUGAUAAAGUAAAUAAACCUCAUCCAGUUCCCAAAACAUUCAUGACCCGGAAAACAAUUGGAGGCAACGGGCAUGAAAAUGCCACGCUGCUCAGAUUACUUCCGUUACUUGUAGGCAGUAAAGUACCAGAGGGUAAUGUUGUAUGGGAGGUUUUGAUGGACUUGAAAGAGUUGGUGGAAUUAGCAUUGUGCCCAUCAUUUUCUGAUGAAACAUUGGACUAUUUUGUUUGCAAAAUCAGUGACCACAGACAGAUCCUACAAGAGGCUUUCCCUGAGUUUAGGCUUCGUCCUAAACAUCACUAUGUGGAACAUUACCCCACCUUAGUUAAGUGCUUUGGGCCCCUGGUGCAUGUUUGGACCAUGCGAUUUGAAGCUAAACAUCGCUUCUUCAAGAGAGUGGUGCAUGACGCUCAAAACUUCAAAAAUGUAUUGAAGACACUGGCAAUCAGACACCAACACAUGAUGGCAUAUCACCUUGGUUCACCAUUGUUUUUCAAACCAACAACGCAAACAUCCAGGGUUGACUCUGUUUUGGUUUCAGCUCUAGCAGAAGUAGCUCAGGCUCACAUUAGAGGACAAACAACUAGUGACACUGUCUAUCGUACAUCAAAGGUGACCAUUGAUGGCACAGACUAUACCAGUGGCAUGUUUGUGUCAGUUGGAAUCAGUGGGGGACUGUCAAAAUUUUGCAGACUAACACAGAUCUACCUUGUGAAUCACAAUGUUUAUUUUCUCUGUUGUGAUUAUGACUCCUGGUAUGUAGAGCAUCUUCGAUCCUAUGAGCUGUCAGCCAUACAGGGAAGCAUGUAUAUCCACCUGCAAUCUGACUUCAAUGAUACAAUUCCACUCUCUGCAUACAAGAUUGAUGGCUUGCUGCUGUUGACUCCCAAGAGGUUCAUACAAGUGAGACAAAAUUAAGACCACUCUAUGGUAAGUAAUUCUUCAUAAAAUCAUUAAUUGUUAAUUUAUUGGAAAAUGUGCUCAGUAUAAUCAAUCAUUAUAUAAAUCAACAUUAGGGCUGACCCAAAAAUAUCAAAGCUUCGAAGCUUCGUUCGUUGCCAUGGUAAUCGAUCAUGAAGUCUGUGAUCUAUUUUUUUAUUUAUUUUCUUUUUUGACACCGGUUAUCAUCGGCAAUUGUUACAUUGAAAUGAGCAGGCUACUUGGCAUCCUGGAAACCUGCCUGAUACGUUUUGGAGACAUGCAGUGUUUGUUUUGCCAUACAUUCAUUAUGUCCGCCAGGACCACCCAGGACUUGCUGAUGCCCCCCUGGUAAUGUUGUAUUAACCGUUUAUAAGCUAUUUGUGACAUAAUGAUAUUUUCUUAAUGUAAUUUUAGCUUUUCUGAGUUUGAAUAUUUUCUACUAUUACAUAGUUCAUCUUAAAGUAUAAACAAAUUGCCCAGAAGUA
Molecule: messenger RNA, 4133 nt
Organism: Coregonus clupeaformis (lake whitefish)
Lineage: Eukaryota; Metazoa; Chordata; Actinopteri; Salmoniformes; Salmonidae
Exons: 2
Coding region: 1732-3645 (637 amino acids)
Source: RefSeq, a predicted model, not a curated record